AUGCUCAAGCCCAAAGACCUGUGCCCCCGAGCGGGCACGCGCACCUUCUUGGAGGCCAUGGAGGCAGGCAAAGUGCACCUGGCCCGCUUUGUGCUGGACGCACUGGACCGUAGCAUCAUAGACUGUCGUGCAGAGCAGGGUCGCACGCCGCUCAUGGUGGCGGUGGGACUGCCGGACCCUGCUCUGCGCUCGCGCUUCGUACGGCUGCUGCUGGAACAAGGUGCGGCCGUGAACCUGCGGGACGAGCGCGGUCGCACGGCACUCAGCUUGGCAUGCGAGCGCGGCCACCUGGACGCCGUACAGCUGCUGGUGCAGUUCAGCGGUGAUCCCGAGGCAGCCGAUUCGGCUGGCAACAGCCCGGUGAUGUGGGCGGCGGCGUGCGGCCACGGGGCGGUGCUGGAGUUCCUGGUGCGCUCCUUCCGCCGCCUCGGUUUGCGCCUCGACCGCACCAAUCGUGCUGGCCUCACGGCGCUGCAGCUCGCCGCAGCUCGCGGCCACGGGACUUGCGUGCAGGCCCUCACUGGGCCUUGGGGUCGCGCUGCGGCCGCGGCCGCGGCUCGGGGCUCUAGUUCCGACAGCCCACCCGGCCGCCCGGCCCCUGCGCCCAGCCCGGAGCGGCGACGACCCAGCCCCCGCCGUCUGCCACGGCCUCUCCUGGCGCGCUUUGCGAGAGCAGCGGGAGGUCACAGUGGCGAGGCAGGCUCGGGAGUUAAGGGCUCGGGCCGACACCGGGCGCAGGGCAACGAGCGACCUGAAUUGGGCCGGAGCAUGAGCCUGGCGCUGGGUGCCGUGACCGAGGAGGAGGCGGCCCGCCUACGGGCAGGGGCUCUGAUGGUCCGACCACAUUCUCCCCAGUCUUCAGGGACUGGGCGGUGGCGCUCGCAAGAGGUGCUAGAGGGUGCGCCUCCGACCUUAGUGCAAGCCCCCAUUGGCCUUAGCCCCCACCCCGAGGGCGGUCCCGGCUCCAGUCGCCUGGGUUUGCGCCGACGCUCCACAGCCCCAGACAUCCCCAGUCUAGUGGGGGAGACAUCAGGGCCCGACAGCGGCCUGGAGUUAGAAGCCAAUGCUCUGCCUGUCACGGUGCCUGGGCCGCAACCUUGGCAGGCUGGCACGGAGGCAGUGGUGUUGCAAGCCCAGCGGUAA
Chrysochloris asiatica (Cape golden mole) is the source of this 1143-nucleotide messenger RNA. RefSeq names its product ankyrin repeat domain 63 (gene ANKRD63). Gene Ontology annotation, molecular function: protein binding. The coding region runs from base 1 to 1143 and encodes 380 amino acids. The transcript has a single exon. The record is from RefSeq and is a predicted model, not a curated record. NCBI's taxonomy places the organism in Eukaryota, Metazoa, Chordata, Mammalia, Afrosoricida, Chrysochloridae.